AGUUAAAAUCAUUUGUGUAACUCAAAUGUUGGCAUUUCAACUACUCCUUGCAGUUGUAACUGCCGAGUACGGCGGAUCUCAGGUGAAGGACAUGUUCGAAGCCUACAAGGAGAAAUUUGGACACAACUUCGGUGCACAAGACGAUUCCCGUAUGAAGAUUUUUGCAGAUAACCUCCGCUACAUAGAAGAGGAGAAUGCCAAAGGUCUGCCCUACAAGCUCAAGGUGACUCCAUUCGCUCAUCUGACCAAUGCCGAGUUCAGAAUGACCAGACUCGGGACAAUGCCGAAGGAUAGAAGCUUUACCGGAAACGAAGCAAACACCGUUGGUUAUGAGGGCUCCGUUGAAGAGCUUCCCGCAGCUGUCAACUAUGUUGCCAAAGGCUGGGUUACGGGUGUUAAAGAUCAGGGCGUUUGUGGAAGUUGCUGGGCCUUCUCAACUACUGGUGCCCUUGAGGCUCUUCACAAGAAUCUUACCGGGGAUCUCGUGCCACUUUCGGAGGAACAGUUACUUGACUGCAGCCUGUCUUAUGGGACUCAGGGGUGUCAGGGUGGAUGGAUGUCCAACGCAUUCGAAUACGUGGCGGAUCACGGUAUCGAUUCGGAGAAGGAUUAUCCAUAUAAAUCAAAAUUUAUUCCAAUCUUCUUUCCGAUUCAUCUUCCCUGUCAACACAAUCAUACGGCCGUAAUCGCGCCUCAUUCCACACGCUAUGUGAACGUGACAUCCUCAAAGCCCGCCCUUCUGGCAGCGAUAGCCUUGAGUGGGCCAGUCAGUGUCGCCAUUGAUGCGGGAUCGAGAGCCUUCCAACACUAUGGCGGAGGGGUUUUGAAUUCUCCGUGCAAUACGACAUUGAAUCAUGGUGUUCUCGCAGUUGGCUAUGACUUGGAAGCAAUUGAGCCUUACUAUCUUGUAAAGAACUCCUGGGGAGCUAGAUGGGGCGACAAAGGUUACAUCAAGAUGGCCAUUGACGAUUCACCCAAGGGUAUUUGCGGCAUUUUGCUCGCGGCGAGUUACCCCAUUUCAGCUUGAAUGAUCCACUAGCCAUCUGCUGCGCCUAGUCUAGUGAGGAAUUUAGA
Molecule: messenger RNA, 1074 nt
Organism: Perkinsus marinus ATCC 50983
Lineage: Eukaryota; Perkinsozoa; Perkinsida; Perkinsidae
Product: thiolproteinase SmTP1, putative
Exons: 10
Coding region: 26-1027 (333 amino acids)
Biological process (GO): immune response
Cellular component (GO): lysosome
Molecular function (GO): cysteine-type endopeptidase activity
Source: RefSeq, a predicted model, not a curated record